This is a messenger RNA of Pseudomassariella vexata, 1956 nucleotides long. RefSeq lists its product as uncharacterized. The transcript is spliced from 2 exons. The coding region runs from base 102 to 1583 and encodes 493 amino acids. The record is from RefSeq and is a predicted model, not a curated record. NCBI's taxonomy places the organism in Eukaryota, Fungi, Ascomycota, Sordariomycetes, Amphisphaeriales, Pseudomassariaceae.
CGGCAUCAAGCUGCGUUCUCCAUACCAGACUUUCGAGAGCAUGACCAACUUUCCACCUCAUCCGACGAGACUUCACGGAUGACCCCCAACCUGCAGCCGGAAUGAAAAACCAGGACGUCACACAGACUUUGGUUGAGUCUUUCAACGCUCUUGCAGAUGAGGUGCAGAAUUUGAGCGAUAGGCAAACUGUGCUGGAGCAUAAGUUGCGAUACGCUCACGAACAGUUCCAAUACUUUGCCGACCGAUAUGCACCUGGUGCAGCCCAGGAGAUAUCAGAGACUCUGGUGAACCUGCAGCUUCCUCCUGAGGCGCAUAAUCAAUCUCUUGCCAAUACGAACGUGGUCCCACUUCCCCGACGGAAGUCGUCCGACUCGAAACAUCAAAUUGCUUUGAUCAUCCGGGAAGGAAGACGUGCGGCAUCAUCACUCACAGACUUCAGCAAGAGCAGUCGGUCCAGCCGAGACACUCUUUCCCGAACGACCUUGACGACAAUGUCUACCAUCCUUGAACAAGAUUUUACAGUGGAGGGGAAGAAGAAAGGAACGCUCGGCUGUCCGUUCACCCGACCAGCUUCGGAAGCAGGCGAUGAGCAGAGCGGCAGCCAGGCUAAAACCCCAGACCCCAGACCUCACCAGUCGUCAGACCCUAUUUGUGCUGCCAUGUUGGAGGAUACAGGUUCGCAGCAAGCGCCUUCGGCUAAUGGUACCUCGAAAUGCCCAAUCCGCUACAUGGACCAGCACUCACCCGAAGAAAUCGCACACUACCUAGAAACACACAAGCAUGAGCUGCCACGUAGCCACGAAGUGUGUGUCCGAAGAUACCAGAAGAACGAAGACCACAUCAGGAAGCUGGAUGCGAAGUAUGGCAACUUGGUCAACAUGGUGGAAGGGUUGGGCCGCAUCCAUCAACCCAUGCUGCCCGAGCAGGACACUCAACCGCAGAGCAGUUUGGAGAAGGGAUCGCAUGACCGAGUGGAAACUUGGGCGCAGACUGUCAGUGCGAACGCUACCAACGACCCCGACCAGGCUGAGUUGAUAGCCGAGCAGCGCGACGAGGACGACGAACGUCAAAGCCACUUCGAUCGGCCACUGAAAGAAGUACGCGUAGGCGAAUCCCCAAGCAGGCCGUGGGGAAUUCCUAUACCAAUAUACGGCUCGCCUUCUAUGAAUGGCGAGGAGCACGGGCGGCCCGAAUCACCACCCCCUGCACCGGUGUAUAUGCCUUCUUCCACUUCACGGUCUGGACACCCGGAGACGCCAGCCAAGACGGGGAAAUGCCCUUUCGACCACACGAAAAUGCAGUUGAACGGGUCCAAUCCCGCUAUGCCGAAGACGGAGGAGAAGGGUUCUACUCGACUGGGCGAUGCUCGCAGCAACCAGCCCUUCACUCCCGCUACGCUGGCCCACCACGCCCCUCUUCCGCCGGGAACUACACCAGGGCAGCCCACAUUCAUCAACGCGGCCGACGUACCGCGCGGCAAAGGCACAAACCCGCCGGCGAUGCUGUUCACAGGCCCGGUCUUCAUAGGGUAUCCCAUUGAGCAGGCAAUUCAAUUUAUGCAGCAAUUCCAAGGACAGCAGUGAGAGCCCCGCUGGUACGACAUCAGGGGCCUUGUGAGCAAGUGGCUCUGGUUUUAGGUGUUUUAAGCGAGGGAUGCAUUUGAGGAGUUUCAGUGUUGUAUUGUUAUUUAUGAACUUGAGCAAUCAUUAGGAUCGGCGUUGGCGUUGGCGUGGUACCACUACUCCUUUUGGACUAUUUGCUGAGUAACGAUACCCUUCGACUUUGUUUUUGUAAAUAUAUUGUUUGAGAUCGUAUACAGGCACAUUUCACUGUCAUAUUUUCCCUUAUGGGGGUCCACUGAUUCGCCACUGUCUGAGCAUCUCUCAUUUGUCACAGGGCCAACACUUAGGGACGUAUUAGAGUAGAAAAAGUGAUAUUCCAGCACAGUAUAGAGCC